This is a messenger RNA of Gastrolobium bilobum, 2180 nucleotides long. RefSeq lists its product as uncharacterized. The coding region runs from base 172 to 1713 and encodes 513 amino acids. The record is from RefSeq and is a predicted model, not a curated record. Lineage: Eukaryota; Viridiplantae; Streptophyta; Magnoliopsida; Fabales; Fabaceae. The transcript has 14 exons. Gene Ontology annotation, cellular component: chloroplast envelope.
CACAAACACGCCCUCAGCUAUAGAAUUAAAAUCUCACCAAUCAUCCUCAUCAUCAACUUGUAACAAUUUCUUUCUUUUUCUUUUUUUUUUUUCCCCUCAAAAUAUCUCACACCCAGCACAAUCCUUCAUCAUCCAUGUCCAAACAGUGAACCUUGUUUCCCCAAUCCCAAAAUGGCGACCAUCUCCACAUGCUUAACUGUCACACCCACUUCUCGCCUCUGCUUUCACCCACGACCGGUUUCCUUCACUUCUUCAUCUUUUGCCAAGCCCCCCAAAAACCCGUUCCCUUUUGCGCAAAACACGGUUUUCCGGGGAAUCUCCAAAAGGGUUUUGGUGCCGAGGGCCGCCGUCGAUGUAGUCGGAGGGAUUAGGCCUGGGGGUGUCAUUGAAAGCGAUAAGUUGCCCUCCGAUGUGAGGAAGCGAACGAUGGAUGCCAUUGAUGCUUGUGGAGGGAGGAUGACCAUUGGGGAUGUGGCUAGCAGGGCUGGGCUCAACUUAAACGAAGCUCAGAAGGCUCUGCAAGCUCUUGCUGCCGAUACUGAUGGGUUCUUAGAGGUCUCUGAUGAAGGUGACAUUCUAUAUGUGUUUCCGAAAGAUUUUCGGUCAAAGCUUGGUGCCAAGUCGUUUAGGAUUAAAGCUGAACCCUUUAUUGAAAAGGCUAAGGCUGCAGGAGAAUACUUGAUACGGGUUUCUUUUGGGACAGCACUUAUUGCAUCAAUUGUUAUUGUUUAUACUACCAUAAUUGCUCUUGUAACUAGCAGCAGAAGUGAUGAGGACAAUCGUGGAAGACGUGGAGGCAGAUCAUAUGAUUCAGGAUUUAAUUUCUACUUUAAUCCAGUAGAUUUAUUCUGGUACUGGGAUCCAUACUAUUAUAGGAGGCGAAGGAUACAAACUGAUAAUGACAAGAUGAACUUCAUUGAGUCGGUGUUCUCCUUUGUAUUUGGAGAUGGUGAUCCCAAUCAAGGAAUUGAAGAAGAGAGAUGGAAGUUGAUUGGGCAAUACAUAGCAUCUAAUGGUGGUGUUGUUGCAGCUGAAGAACUUGCUCCAUAUCUUGAUAUAGAUUCUACGGAGGGACUCAAGGAUGAUGAAUCCUAUAUCUUACCCGUGCUUUUACGAUUUGAUGGUCAGCCUGAAAUUGAUGACGAGGGAAAUAUUCUAUAUAGGUUUCCAUCUCUGCAGAGGACAGCUUCUCAAAAGAGUAAGAGGAAAGAAUAUGUUGGAAGAAGAUGGGCAGAUUGGGUUGGAGGAGUUGAAAAGUUUUUCAAGGAGAAGAAAUGGCAAUUCAGUAAAACUAGCACAUCAGAGAGGGCAAUGGUCUUUGGCCUGGGUGGCCUUAAUCUGUUUGGAGUUAUUAUACUCGGAACCAUGUUGAAAGAUAUGACAGUUGCACCAAGUAGCUUCAUAAAAUUUGUUGCCGACAUAUUUCCUCUUCUUCAGAUUUAUGCUGGUUCCUUCUUUGCAAUUCCUCUUGUUCGAUGGUUUUUUAUUCGGAAAAGGAAUGCUGACAUUGAAAAGAGAAACAAAGCUAGGCAGCAGUGUGCACAAGUACUUGAAUUGCCUGACACAUCUCUGAGGCAGAAGCUUUUCAGUGCUCGGGACAUGGCCCAAAAGACAGUUAUAGGACAGGAUCAAAUUGUGUACAGUACUGACAAGGACUUACUUGAGCAAGAGUAUGAGGCUCGCGAAUGGGAUAAAAAAUUUCGAGAGCUAUAGAGAUCUGAUUGAGAAGGGUCAGCUUUUAUUCAGUGCAUUGAAUUUCAGGACCUCGAGCUCACAUUUUGCUAUCCAUGUAUUAACAAUUGUAGCACAGCAUCUAGGCUGCCAUCUGGUGAAAUUGCAGCAUUUGGUUUAUUUGUUGAUCGCUACAUAGCCAAGGUGCUCGGGAAAUAUGCUAUGUUGAUAUUGCAGCAUUUACUUUUUUAUGCAUCACAGUCGUAAUUCACUUCUUUUAGAUCCCGUAACUUGUGUCUUAAGUGAUAUAAUUUGUUAUGUGAUAUAUAGACCAAAGGAAUAGUGAAGGUUUCAGUAGAACAAACAGAAUUAAAACUUAACAGGCAUGGCUUUUGUAUCUAUAAUUUUUUACAUCGGAAAUAUUGGAAUUUAUUAGCGCCCCAAAGUGGAACAUAAUCAGCUUGUAUCGUGAAGGAGAACAAAAAGCUUAUUGCUUGUUGAAUGCAUAU